Aspergillus ruber CBS 135680 is the source of this 931-nucleotide messenger RNA. RefSeq lists its product as uncharacterized. The record is from RefSeq and is a predicted model, not a curated record. Lineage: Eukaryota; Fungi; Ascomycota; Eurotiomycetes; Eurotiales; Aspergillaceae. Bases 138 to 626 code for a protein of 162 amino acids. The transcript has a single exon.
UCUUGUGCAGCCAUGUAACUUCCCCUCUUUAGGGGUGUACUGAUACUAUACAUGUACUCCAUACCCGUGGAGUGUUUUCAACAGAACAGGACUCAGUGCUACGUGGGAGUGGUGACAAUGUGUUCCUGUAUAGCAUCAUGGUGUUCGCCGUAUGGGAGGUAUUUGUUGGAUUCAGAAAGAUCGGUUACUUAAAUAUCAGGCGGAUGCACUUAUGCAAUCAUAGCCAAGCCGGCAUCCCAAACCGUAUCCAAACACUGCACACAAGCCAUCACAGCCGGUCCAACAACCGCACACCAAACAUACCUUCCACCAACUGGAACCGGGACAGGAGCAGUAGAAUUUUCCAUGGUCAUCAGUCCAAGAAUUUUCUCCCAGGCUCAGCUUACCAUCUCUCCACGAUCCCUCCCGACGUUGCAGUGUUGCCAUUUAUAUUCCAGAGAUCGCCAAAGGGGAGACCAUUGUGGACGUAUGAUAGUGGGGUUGUGCGGCUGUAUGCUUGUUACAUACUGCAGGGACAAGGGGACGUGCUAAUAACGAUUACUUGGAACUGGACAACCGUCUUCAUUUCCUUCCAGCUCAUCCCGGACAGCAGGAGCUGUCCCCGCCGUCAAUGGUGUUCUCCGUGACUACUCUACCUCUCCUCCCGAAUCGAGGAUUCGGCCUCGGAUUCAACUGGUGACCGGUCUCUCACAUGUUCUCCGGUACUGCUAUCCGGAACUCCCCCUCCUUCCGGGCGUACAUUUACAUAUUUAUCUUCAUGUCAUUUGCCCAUGCGAGUGGGUUUGUGAAGGCCAGUCGCGACGGAGACAGGCGCUCGCUUGGCGACUACUCGAUGGAGUACGGUGGACCUCGGAGGGGUAUUACUGUAUUUGAAAGGCAAAUUAUGCUCAAGGACAGAUCUUCGUCAUAAAAUUAUAAUUUGAUCAUAGCU